AUGUCCAAUCCUCUCGGAGCUGGUAAAGGAGACCUCUCUGGCAUCGUCAAUAACCUCAAAGGAACCAUCGACAACCCCGGUGUACCCAUCCUUCAGAGGCAGCAAGCGCAGCAGCAACUGCAGUCCCUCAUCAAGGCCAACAUCGACCUUGGCGGUAUCCUGAGUACCCAGGAGAUAACCCAUCUCCUCUCCCCUAUAAGCGGCGCCGUCGGUGACGUAGCUGGAACCGCUGGUGGCCUCGCCGGAGGGCUCACUGGUGAACAAGGCGCUGGCGGUGUCCUCGGUGGCCUGACUGGAGGCGGGGGCGGUGGAGGAGGUCAGCAGCAACAGCCCCAGUCCGGCGGCGGUGGUAUCCUUGGCGGUGGUGAUCAAGGGCAGAAACAAGGCGGCCAGCAAGGCUCUGGCGGCGGGGGAGGCCUCCUUGGUGGUGUUGGCGGUAUCCUCGGCGGUGGGUCUGAUAGCCAGAGUCUCCCUGGCUCCCUCCUGGAUGUCAACGUCGGUCCACAGAAGGAGCCAGCUCCCACAGCGGAUAGUCAGAUCCUGAAGCAUUAUAUCGGGACCUUACAGAAUCCCAAUGCUUCCCAGACGGCGAAGAACCAGGCCAAGAAGGUCUUGCAGGAUAGCGGUAUCGAUCUUUCUUCCGUGUAA
Coprinopsis cinerea okayama7#130 is the source of this 648-nucleotide messenger RNA. RefSeq lists its product as hypothetical. The record is from RefSeq and is a predicted model, not a curated record. NCBI's taxonomy places the organism in Eukaryota, Fungi, Basidiomycota, Agaricomycetes, Agaricales, Psathyrellaceae. The coding region runs from base 1 to 648 and encodes 215 amino acids. The transcript has 4 exons.